This is a messenger RNA of Asterias rubens (European starfish), 1802 nucleotides long. RefSeq names its product DNA mismatch repair protein Msh6-like. Bases 1 to 1146 code for a protein of 381 amino acids. The record is from RefSeq and is a predicted model, not a curated record. The transcript has 13 exons. NCBI's taxonomy places the organism in Eukaryota, Metazoa, Echinodermata, Asteroidea, Forcipulatida, Asteriidae.
AUGUUUAAUAGCCGAACCUUCACUAAGAGGUGGUUGAACGACAGAGAAGAGGACAGCGAGUCUUCAGGAGAUGAGGAAUUGCCGGCCAUUUUUGACCCUUCGGCUCCAGAAAGCAGAGUGAAAGAGCUUGCACCGGGUACAGUGGUGUGGGCGAAGAGUAAGGGUUGGUCGCAUUGGCCUGCUGUGCUGCAUAAGUGUUACUGUAAUAACAAGAAGGCUUGGGUGACGUACUUCGAUGGCAGCAAUCAAAGACUUCAAGUGAGCAGCAGAUCGGUGGUACCCUUCUCCGGACCAAAUCGGUCAAAGUAUUUAGAUUUGGGACGACGGCACAAACACAACACUGGAUUUGAGACGGCUAUAGAGAGAGCAGAUGACUACUUAAUCAAGAGAGGGCUAGGAAAAUCAUCUGACUGUAAUACUUCAUUCUACUCGGGUAAUACUUCAUUCUACUCGGAACUCGACACAAUGAGUUUCCAGUCACCACCGGCUUCGCCACAUUCUGAAACCCAGUGUCCUAUAUCACCCUUUAGGAUAUCAGCGUCACAUGAUGCCAUGUCAUCCGACCAAACAGCAUUACCUGACAGCAUCAGGGAGAAUCUACUGUCGUCAGAUGAAGAGUUGCGGGUUGGUUUUCCAAUUCAGAACAGCUGCCCAAGUAAGAAUGAGGAGAAACUGCAGGAGGAUCCAUCUGUUAUUCAAAGGCAAAAGAGGUGGAUACGCACUCAAAACAGACUACUGAAAUAUAUCCUGACAAAAAAAACCAAGGAACACCUGCUGGCUAUCUACAAGGGGCAAACGAAUUCAGAGAGGCAUUCAUUGUUUGGAUCUAAGCGAAGCAUCGAUCGACAGAAACUACGAGCACUGGCUGGCCUUGGACCAAUCACUGGUGAAGAACAACAAAGCGACCUGACUGACUUUCUAAGUGAGCUGUACAAAAAUCACUGCAUGAAAAGUCAAGAGGAUUUACCUAGUCUGGCCUACAUCACAGAGGUCUGGUUACCAGAGGCGGUGAUCUUUGCGAUUCAGAAGACCAGACGCAUCAACAGAGUCAAAGCAGAAGACCUCUUCUUCAGCGAAGGAGUACAGAGUCUGGUGGACCUCGGUGAAGACAUACCAACACACACACAGACAUUCGCUACAUUAUAGCAGGCAGCCAAUUAUCGGUCAAUUCAGAAAGUUAAGUCAUGAGGGGACCUACAUGUAGGUGGAAUCUGGGCCCAAUUUGAAAGAGCUGCUUAGCGGUCGGCUUUGUGCUUACUGUGUGAUUUACAUUUCAUAAGCGCUGCUAACCCUAAGCACAAGAACCUUCAAGCGCUUACUGUAUGAAAAUGAAUGACGUAACAAUGCAGUCUAUGGUGAAUGCGCAAACUGGCUGCCUAAUUUUCUUGCUAAUGAAACACGCAAACGCUUCAGCAUAACUUGCUGCUGUAGUUAUUAGGAAAAUUUACUUAUCGUUAAGCAGCGCUAUGAAAUUGGCCCCUGAUCCUCCCUUGCAAUUUGUUUUUGAAAACUGGUGCAAAUUUUCACCAAAUGUGGCCUUUUAUUUUUUACUCGUUUAUAUGGCUCGUGUAAAUAUAUCGUCAGCAUUUUCACAAAGUGGCAGAUCCGUCCCAAAUGUACAAAAUUGUUUGAGGAACAUUCACUGCUGUUUACCUUUUCGCCAAGUUUCUGGACCUACAUGUAACUUGUCAUAGAUAUGGCGUUACACUAAUCAGCAUAAUGGCGAAUCACUAGGUUUGCCAUUUUGCUAUUUUAAAUAAAUUGCUCUGAAAUAUAUCCUGACAAAAAAUUGUAAGAUGUUG